AUGCUAAUUGGAAACUGCGCUGGAGUUCUCAGUCCGCUCGGUGAUCCUCCCUUAUACAUGGGUUACACCAAUGGCGUGAAAUUUGGAUUCACAUUUCAACAUCUUUACAAAGUUUUCCUCGUAGCAAAUGGAUAUAUUUUAGUUGUAUUCGGAUUGAUCGAUUUAUUCAAUGCGUGGACAUAUCGCAAAGCGAAGCGUAUUCCAAAAGCCCAGCAGUAUAAGUUAACAUCUUGCGAAGAGAAAUAUGAUCUUUCAUCAGCAUUACCAAUUCAAUGGCAUGGGCUUUACCAUGGUGUGUUUUUAAUAUUGAUUAUCGGUACUGUUUUGUUCAAAGGUUUUGAUAUUCCAUCGAAAUGGUCGGAAUAUGUUCAAGAGUUGAUCUUACUGAUCAUUACAAUUGUGUGUAUUUGUUUUGACGCGGUUUGGACGAAUCAGUCGUUGGGACAAUGGUGGCAAAGAAAUUAUCCGACACGUGUCGAACCCGUUGCCGAAGUUAUCGUAAUUUUCGUUGGACUGUUUUUCACAAUGUCAGCACCGAUUACGAUUCUAUCAAACAUAAAUCUUCAGCUGGGACCAAAAUUACUGUUUUUCUUCUCGGGAAUCUUUGCUGCACUUCUGGACAAUGCACCAGUCUACAUUAGCUUCGCUGCGAGUGCUGCCGGGCGCUAUAAUAUCACCGUUGAUCAAUCGAAUUCCAAUGGUUUUCUUAGCACUCUCUUUACUAAACACGAAAGUGAUGCAAUUAUCACAAUGCGUGCAAUAUCAGCUGGCUCAGUUCUCAUGGGCGCGUGUACUUUACUUGGCAAUGCACCAAAUAUGAUUGUUGCAUUAAUGGCAACUCGAUAUACGUAUCGAGUGAAUAACUCUUUGCGUCAAAUUGAACAAAUUCCAGUUUAUCACCUUGAGACGAUUGGAUUCAUUCGAUUUAUGAUCACAUCUUGUCUAAUAUUAACGCUGAUAUUUGUUUUCAUAGCUCUAUUGAUGUUGUAA
Molecule: messenger RNA, 990 nt
Organism: Adineta ricciae
Lineage: Eukaryota; Metazoa; Rotifera; Eurotatoria; Adinetida; Adinetidae
Source: the annotation of a GenBank genome assembly